AUGGCCGUUGUGACUGAAUUGAGGCCUGGCCAUGAUCCUUGGUGCAUUAAAAAGCAGCUUUUUGAAAGUGACCUCGGCAACAUGUCUAGGCUCUUGUUGGCAUCGAAGGUCGUAGAAUCUCAUAUUUUUCCCUUCUGGAAUGCUGAUCAACUUACGAAGGCUAAGGAAGGAUUGCCAGUUUCUGUGUGGGAUUGUGAUACAAAGGCGGAACAUGAGAUGAUUUUCAGGCAAUGGAACAAGGGGACCAAUGUGCUCAUCAAGAAUUGGAUCAUGGACUUUGUGACGAGGAGGGAACUGAAGCUUGGUGACGAAAUUGGCUUUUACUGGGACGAUUGCAGUUCAAGAUUCAAAUUUUCUGUUCUUAACCAAGCUGCAAGGCAUUAA
Messenger RNA from Durio zibethinus, 384 nucleotides. Its product is annotated as B3 domain-containing protein At2g33720-like. The record is from RefSeq and is a predicted model, not a curated record. NCBI's taxonomy places the organism in Eukaryota, Viridiplantae, Streptophyta, Magnoliopsida, Malvales, Malvaceae. Gene Ontology annotation, molecular function: DNA binding.